CAGCCAAUGAAAGCAUUUUACGACAGAGAACAGUUGGGAUAUAAAAAGAAGGAGUCCCUGAGCCUAGUACAUGAUGUGUGCUCGCCUAGCCCUCCCCUAUAAAGACCUACACCAGGCAGCUGUCCUCUUAGUGGUCACCACCAGCAGCACCACCACCAGCAGCAGCAGCAGCACCAGUCGCCGUCCGCUAUGCUGGCUCAGCGGUACCCUGUGCUCUUCUGUAUACUGCUCCUGUCUGUGGAGUUCUCCAGGACAUCGGGGGGGACGGAGGCGGUGAUGGAGAAGAGCUCCGUGCAGGUGGUGGAGAGUUCCCAGGCAGAGAGUGAAGAGCACGACUGUCCGGUGUGUAUGUGGAGGAAACACAGCAAGGAGAUGAGGCUGGAGAGCAUCAAAUCUCAGAUCCUCAGCAAACUCCGGCUAAAGGAAGCCCCCAAUAUCACCCGGGAGGUGGUCAACCAGCUGCUGCCAAAGGCACCCCCUCUACAGCAGAUCCUGGACCAGCAUGAGUUCCAGGGGGACUCCUUCCAGCACCAUGCUUUCGUGGAAGAGGAUGAGUAUCAUGCCACCACGGAGACUGUCAUCAGCAUGGCACAGGAGACGGACCCAGCGGUGAGACUGGAUGGGAGCCCUAUCUGCUGCUACUUUAACUUCAGUCCAAAAAUCAUGUUCACCAAGGUAGUAAAAGCUCAGCUGUGGGUAUAUCUGCGACCUGUGCAGCACACCUCCACCGUCUACCUUCAAAUUUUGCGUCUCAAGCCUGUAACAGAUGAAGGCAGUAAGCACAUCCGAAUUAGAUCUCUAAAGAUUGAUUUGCACUCACGCACAGGCCAUUGGCAAAGCAUCGAUUUCAAGCAUGUACUGCAGAACUGGUUCAAACAACCACACAACAAUUGGGGCAUUGAAAUCAAUGCCUUUGACCCAAAUGGAAAUGACCUUGCUGUCACCUCUCUUGGUCCUGGAGCAGAAGGACUGCACCCGUUUAUAGAGCUGCGUGUGAUGGAGAACAACAAGCGAUCAAGGAGAAAUCUGGGCCUUGACUGUGAUGAACACUCCACUGAGUCACGCUGCUGUCGAUAUCCACUAACUGUGGACUUUGAGGCCUUUGGAUGGGACUGGAUUAUUGCUCCAAAACGAUACAAAGCCAACUACUGUUCUGGCCAGUGCGAGUACAUGUUCAUGCAAAAAUAUCCCCAUACUCAUCUUGUUCAACAAGCAAAUCCACGGGGAUCUGCUGGCCCUUGCUGUACCCCAACCAAAAUGUCACCCAUUAACAUGUUGUAUUUUAAUGACAAGCAAAAAAUAAUUUAUGGCAAGAUACCAGGAAUGGUUGUAGACCGCUGUGGGUGCUCCUAAGACUUUGGUUCUCUUUCUUCUACCUACUUAUCUUCAACUUCUUUCUUUCUCUCAAGGGUACAAGCAGACCGAAAUUUGGUAUUGGGGAUAGUGCAGUACUUGUGCUAUCAUUCCCUUUUUCAAAACCUAGUUAAAAAGCUAGAGAUAUGACACUUUUAUAUGUCCAAAUUCUGCAUUUAGUUAAGCUCUUGCAAUGACCGCCAAUGUCUUUAGACAUGGGCAAUAUGACAGCACAUAUUUUUGGGUCCAUACUUAUGUAAUAUCUCAUAAAACAAGUAUAGUGGCAGCUCAUAUCAUUAUGUAUCAUAUUGCACUAGAUAUCAGAAACCUGCCAACAGUAAGGCAGUUUGCAGUCAAAGAUAAUCUAUUUUUACUGGAAUCAGCUGCAAAUAUAAAAGGUUUGAAGGGGAUAUAUUCAUUUCUAAGGUUUUACUGCAUCAUUAAAAUGCUUGCAAGUUGUUGGUUGCAAACUGGGGCCAAAAAAAAAUCUGUUUUGCACUUGACAGCUGCUUGUAAUUGUAAGUGACUUCCUUUGUUUUCUUAAGUACAUAGCAUGGAUUGCUUUGUGCUUUAUGUUUCACUGCCUCUUCCAUAACUGCUCUAUACUUCUCUAAUCACUGGAAAUUCCCUCUUGCCUAUUUAGCAACUCUUCCUUUAAAGGAAAGACUCCAGAAUAUAUGCUCUGGGGGUUGUUGCCUGUAUCAACUGCUCUGUGCAAUAGAAAAUGCAAAGCAUAGACUAAAUAAAAGGCCCCUUGAAUUAUCUUUGUUGGCUAAUCAUACAGCUUGUUUGUCCUUACCAUUGAAUCUAAGUCAUAUGCUUUACAUAGCAUAUGAAAAGCUUGUUCGCCAAUGGCAAAUGCCAUUGGUCCACCCUUAGUUAGAGUAAGCCUAAGACUUGAAAAUGAUUUACUGUUGGUACUCUGUCAAACAAAAAGCUUAGCGCUUGGCCUGGAUUUUCUUCCUCUAGCAGUGCAGUGAGUAUGAAACCACAAGGUAGUCUGGAUUAUCUUGGUGUUAAUGCUUCUCAGGGAUUGGCCUAACAUCAGAUGUGAGUGUUGUUCCUUGUUAUUUAUCUUUCCCUUUUUUAAGUUAUCGUUGGAUAAAACACUUUUCUGAAAUCCAGAGAUUGCCAACACAUCUUAUGUUCCAGUAAAAUUUCAAGUAGGCAUCAUACAUGUGCCAACAUAUUUUAAUUUCAUUGCACUCUGAUUAAUAUUAUCAGUAUUAUUAAAACUAUUGACAAUAUCGGCCAUAGACAAUAGCUGCUGUUAAAACAGUGACUAUUAGUUGUUGCUGUCAAAUUAUAUUGUAUUCCAUUAAAUCAAUGAUAUCCUUUCUUGUCCAGCAUAUGCACAUUAGAUAGAUGCUGCACUACAUUUUUAGCAAAAAAACAAGGUCCAGGUUCGGAAAUAUAAUAGCUUUAAUUCAUUGAUACAUUCCUGUUUGGUCGAUGAUAGCAUAGAAAUAGUCACUGUUGAACUGAAUCAUUUGACAGCAAUGACAUUAAUAGUUAAGGAUAGGCUAGUGCUUGCAGGCCUUAUUUGUGGUACAAUAUCAAGCCCAUCACAAUUAUUUUCUUAGUGAUACUUGGAAAACAUUGAUUUACCACGAGAAAUACAUUAAACAUGUACUCGUAUGCCUUAAGUAUAGGUACUUUACACAUUUGCAGACAAUUCAUUAGAAAUAAUAAGUUCAGAGGAACAAAUUCACAGCAAAUCUUAGAGCAAUAACAUUUCAGAUAUUAGUACAUGUAUGGGAUGACAGUGUGAGCAGAAGGGACAUUAUCGUGUUUCAUAUUUCAUUAAUAUAGGGAAGAAAAUCAUGGACUUUUGGUUUUGGCCUAUUGCUAUUGGAGAGAUCUGCUAUGGAUUUUUCUUAAGCAAAAGAGGUUCAAGAGAUCCCUCUUGAUAGUUGAGGGAUCAAUGGCACCAUUUGCACUAUAGGAGGUCUUCGGACCAGUGGAAGAAGAGAUGCCAUUUAUUGUUCCUGUUUAGUCUCCAACAGGCAUCAGACUUGAAGGGACAGGUUGUCCAGAUGCUGUACAUUCUGUCUAGGAGGCACUGCACUGUAAGCAACCACAUGCAUCAGAGCUGUACACCCAGGACUACUAGAGGCCCUUCCAAGCUGGAACUAUAUGUGUAUGUUUACCUGUGUGAGUGGGAGCAGAUUGUAGCAGGUGUAUUUAGACUUGAGGAGAAAGGGGUUGCUUUGUGCAUAGUAAUGUCUAAUUUGACAAUAUCCUUAUACCAAAUGCCAAUUAAGCCCUAUGUUGCUGUGCAAGCCUCAACAAACAUUAAUGGAGUAUAUCUGUCAGAAACUUGACUUGAUUGUGUAUAAUCACUGAACAGCUAUUUGCAGCUUCAAGCUUUGAGCUUCACUGUAACCAUUAUUGCUAUCAUUACAUGAUGCUCUUAUAGCUACUUGCAAAAUCAUACACCAUUUACUGCACUUGCAUUGGGCAGCUGGAUACCAGAUGGAUUGUCUGCCAGCUCUUUCAAAAAAGAAGAUACACGUUGGAAAUUUCUUUUUUGUUGACCUAUCCAAAUAGGAGCUUAUUAGCUGGACAUUAGAACUUUUGCCUUAUCAAUGUGUGUGAAUUUAUGUGCAACUUUAUGACAUGUAUAUCUCCCUUACAGGAUUGUUUAUGAGAGCUGGUGUGAUUUGUUCUUAUAUAAAGCUUUUGUGUUUAAUUGGAUGGAAUGUAUAUGAGUGUUGUUGGUCCUUCUUCUUUUGGAGCUCAUCCAUAAAUUGGAGGAAAUUUGGUACUGUGAAAUUCUAUUGUUGCAAACAUAAAUACAAUAAUCAUAAACUGUUCCAUUUGUAUGUACAAUUUGAUCUGCAUUAUUUAAAAUAUAAGCUAUCGCAGGCACUGUGUGAUCUCCGAUCCUUGUCUCUCCAGAUAUGCAGAAAUGGUCCAUGAAAAUGCAAAAAGUUUUUUUUUUUGUUGUUGUUUUUUUUAAAGAGGUAAAGUAUUUAAACCUACAGUAUUUGCAGUCAAAUGAACCAAAUAACUGAAUGUACAAUUAAUACAUCACUUUAAUAAUAUGUUUGCAUAAUAAUCAAAAACUAUAUCGAGAAGUGCAUUGUUUCCCAAGUCAUCCUCUGCUCGAUUAUAAGUAUAUCUAAAGCCAACUGUCACUGUUCCUUAAAGUGGGGGAACAUCUUAAUUUUUUUUGUUCACCAGAACAAAAAUAAAGGGAAAAUCAUUCAAUAGUGAAACCCGUUUUUUAGUAACAACUGUCUAAAUGGGCAUUUUUCUGACAUUAGAGAUAUUUUUUUUUCUAACUUAUCUACAGGACAGGACAUAAAGCAAAUUCUGCCCAAUGGGGCAGAGCUUGCAAAAAUAAAACAGCCUGUCAGGGCUUUUAACCAAAAUAAUAAAAAAAAAAAGUUUUGGCUUUGGAUAUAUUUUAAUGGUACUUGUUCUCUAGAUCUCCUUGAUACCAUAAGUGAAACUUUUAUAAUGUAUUUAAACACUUGCUUUCCUUCCUUAAAAUAUGGAAGGCAUGAAUUGUUGGAAGACUCUGAGGGCAACAUUUGGAAGAUUAUUAAAUAACUAUUAAUGUCUGAUAUAUUGUACAAUUUCAGCAGCAGUCAGCUGAUACCCUGCAGUUACUUGGUUCCUUCCAUAGUAUUAAUUCCCCAGCAUGAUCUCAAUGUUUGACUUAUAUGUGUAUACGUUGUGUAAUAUCCUACCAGAUUCCUGAGGACUGCCAAUAGAAAAGGCGCCAUCCUCUGUUGCAGAAGUGACACGUUAAGCGUGCAUUGUGUAAAUGGAACUGAAUACAAGGUAGACUGUUGAAUAACUUUGCAUGUUCAUGUUGAACUACCAGCCUGCAUUUCUCUUUGGAUUUAACAAUCCGAAAUCUAAACUGACAACUUCUAACAAAGACAGUUCUUUCAAAAAGCCUAACCGAUUAUAUUUUAUCUGUUGGAAGUUGGCUUUUAAUCAUUUUUAUAAACUUUAUACUUUAACCCAGAUUUCAAAAAAUUGAGCCAUGCAGUGGCUUAUAGGAGUAUUUUAAAGGAGCAAUCAAUAUCAAUUCAUAGUAAACUGAAAUAUACUAUACCUUCCCAACUAGGGUGAUUAGAUUCACCUCUGUUCUAAGGGGGGAUUGUGAACAGUACUGUAAUGGGUGACUUUUUCAACCGUUUCCAUAAUAAAUGGCUGAACAAGUUAAACUCUUGUGGUUAAAAAAAAAAAUGGAACAGACUUGAUAUUAGUCUUUUGAUUAUCCCUUGCACACAGCCUGAUGUAGCAAGAUUCAACAAUGUGAGCCAAUUUGGCUCUAUUGUAUUGCAUAGAACUGUCACUUUAACAUGUUUUCACUCAGUGGAGGGGAAUGAGCUUAGGUAGCUUUGACGAGGGCAAGACACAGGGUUGACCAGAUCAUUGCAAUGGUGCUCCUUCAUUGUCCAAUCAGCUGGCUGAGGAUAUGGAGGAAAACAAGUCUUGACUGAUUAUAUGUAAUGGACAAAUGAGGUCCCCUGUCCAUGCCACAUUGCAAAGGUUUGUGAAUCACAAGGCUGGCUAUAUCCAUUUACCCAAACUUUAUAUUGAAAUGUUGGCUUUUUUUUUUUUUUUAGCUAUAAUCUCUUAUAUGCUCUGGAAUCAUUUAUGCCUUUAACAUUUUCAACCGUUAAAUUUGGCAUAUCAGUAUUUGAAAUGAAGGGUGCAAUUUCCUUUAGCAGUCCAAAUUAUUUUAUAAAUGUUUUGGUAAUAUAUAUGAUUACAAUUGCUAGACUUGCUGUAUUUUUAUUGGUAGGGGACAAUUCAGUCAUAAAGCUCCUCAUGCUGUGUAUAAAUGGUGUUGCUCUAAUUUGUUUUUGUGCUUAUUAUUGUAAAUUUCCUAGCACCAGCUCCUCCAUUUUUAUAGACUUUGUUUUGUACAAUAAAGUGCAUUAAUGUAGCCUAAA
Messenger RNA from Rana temporaria (common frog), 6272 nucleotides. RefSeq names its product growth differentiation factor 11 (gene GDF11). Gene Ontology annotation, molecular function: growth factor activity; cytokine activity. The coding region runs from base 190 to 1353 and encodes 387 amino acids. Gene Ontology annotation, cellular component: extracellular region. The transcript has 3 exons. Gene Ontology annotation, biological process: SMAD protein signal transduction. The record is from RefSeq and is a predicted model, not a curated record. NCBI's taxonomy places the organism in Eukaryota, Metazoa, Chordata, Amphibia, Anura, Ranidae.